UGUCCGCUCCCCACGCGUGUCCCUCCGCGGCUCCCGCGGGGACCCCGGGACCCCAUGUCCCUUUGCGUCCUGGCGCCUAGGCCGGACCGAGGUGGCCCGGGAAACGGGCCCUCCCCCCGCCCCCGGUUGCUGGGGGAUCCGCACCUGAGCGUGCCUCAGCGGAGCAGAAAGCGUCACAGUCAAAGCGAAACUCGGGGCCAUUUUUAAACUCGUUUUGAGGAACCUCUUUCCGCGGAUGCCGGUGGCAGAUGGCAGGCCUUCUACGCAGGAAGAAACGCCAGCUCAGGGCACGCGGGCUCGACAGGGCAGCUGAAGAUCCAGACGCGCUCCGAAGGCCGUGCGCUGGCCUCCCCGGCACGUGAACCCUGCGCGUCCUGCUGGCGGGCGCCCCUGCCAUGGCGGGCGGGCGCCCCCGUGACCACGCGGCCCGCGCCCAGGCCAGCCGCGCUCGGGGAGACGCAGGUCGCUGGGAGCAGCGGGGACGCCGCUGGGCUUUCCGUCCCAGGGUCAGACUGGAAGCCAACAGUCACAGCCGCCUGCGGAACAGCAAGCCGGAACCCGCUGUCAGACCCCAAGCCCCCGAAGGGAGGAGGACAGACCUCAGCAGCCCCCGCCCGAGUCCCAGACCCUCCUCCCGCGGGCCGUUCGCCGGGCUCCCGGGAAAAGACCUGCUCACGUUGCCCUGACAUGCUCUGCGCUCGAGCUGGGGCCCCCGGUUUCUGCGUGAAGGCAGCCAGAACCAACGGGGGUUGGGAAAACAGCACACAACUGGUCAAACGGGGCAAAGAACCAGAAUACGGGCUCUGGGAUCUGCGCUGCGGGGAAUAGACACCUGUACCCAUGGCUGUGAUGGCCUGAGGCCAUCACUAUAAUGGUAGUGGGGCUCCUGGUCCAUAAGAAGGCCAAGAUACCAGGCGAUGGUGUGAGGGCAUCAGUAUAAGGGUAGUGAGGCUGACAGUUCACCAGGACAGCAAGACAUCAGGCGACAGCCUGCAGCCAUCGGUAUAACGGUAGUGAGGCUCAGGUUCACCAGAACAGCAAGACAUCAGAUGACAGCCUGAGGCCAUCAGUAUAAUGGUAGUGAGGCUCCUGGUCCAUAAGAAGGCCAAGACACCAGGUGACAACGUGAGGGCAUCACUAUAAUGGUAGUGAGGCUGACAGUUCAGAGGAACAGCAAGACCUCAGGCGACGGCCUGAGGCCAUCACUAUAAUAGUAAUGGGGCUCCCAGUCCAUAAGAAGGCCAACACAGCAGGUGAUGCCCUGAGACCAUCAGUGUAAUGGUAGUGAGGCUCCUGGUCCAUAAGAAGGCCAAGAUACCAGGCGACGGUGUGAGGGCAUCAGUAUAAUGGUAGUGAGGCUGACAGUUCACCAGGACAGCAAGACAUCAGGCGACAGCCUGCAGCCAUCGGUAUAACAGUAGUGAGGCUCAGGUUCACCAGAACAGCAAGACAUCAGAUGACAGCCUGAGGCCAUCAGUAUAAUGAGGCUCGCAGUUCACAACAAGAAUGCCAAGACAUCAGGAGACACUACAGCCCCCCUGUUAACCGCCCUGGGCCCGUGCAAACCCCAGCUCUACGCUUGCCCCUCCUGGAACCUCUGAGUCCCUUCUGUAAGAUGUGAACGUGACACCAGCCUCACCACUUCCCGGCCUUGCAGCAGGGACCAGGGAAUGUCCUAGGGACUCUGUGAUGUGCGGUGCCCACAGUGAGGGCGGGUCACGGUGACUCCGGGAUCACAGGACCUCACUGCAAUCACAGUGGGAGCGGUGCCUGUCGCAACGGCCUGAGGCCAUCAGUAUAAUGUCUGGUUUAGCUCAGGCUGCUAGCACCGAAUCCCAGAGGCGGGGCGGCUUCGGCAACAGACAUCCAUUUCUCACAGUUCCGGAGGCUGGACGCCCGAGAUCCAGGCACCAGCCUAGACGGGUUCUGGGGAGGCCUCUGCCCUUGGCUUGCACACGGCCCCACACCUCUGAGGAAACUUGGGGGUUCCAGGACGCAUCUUCAGGAUGCUUUACGGGAAGAUUCUGUGUGACGUUGAGCAUCCAUCCCUCCGUGGGGGCGGAAGAGGUCGGGAUCGGAAGUCAGCGGAAGAAACCCACGCUCACGACUGGAGUUCCGUGAGCGGGGGAAGGUUUCCUCAGACCCGCCUCGUCCGCCAGCUUUCCACACUCGCGGCUGUCCCGGGGAGGGCAGCACGGUGCCCCGUCCUCACACCGCUCUCCGUCAGGCGGUGAAACCUCACGGCCAAAGCAGCUGACGGAGGGGGCUGGGUUUCCAGGGUCCCAGCGCCCGUGCACGGGUGUCUGCGACUCAGAUCCCCCGUUCUCCUCCGUGAGGAGCUCCAAGCCUGUCCGUCAGACCUCGGGGAGCACCGGGCGGGCGGCAUGGGGGACCUGCCCAAGUCCCGGUGAGCCCGGCAGCAGGGCCUCGACCUGAAGCCUGUCUCUGAACCCCUGGGCUGUGCACCCAUUGUGUGUGCCAGGCCCCAACGUGCCGGCUCCCCCUUGCAAACAUGCUGCGCUGGAAACUAGUAUGUGGGGACGGGCCGUGCAGAUGCCCAGAGCAACGGGGAUUAAAAGGGGACUCGGUAACCACUUUAUCAGAGAAAACGUCUGUGUGAGAGCAAACAGGAAGCCGUUGGGGGAAGGCGGGAGCUGUGUGACCUUGAUCCGCGCCCGCGCCCGCCAGAAUGGACAUGAACGUGAGCGGCCCGGACAACGCCACGAUCCUCAUGCUGCGGGACCCGACCAUCGCCGUGGUCCUGCCCGUGGUCUACUCGCUGGUGGCGCUGGUCAGCAUCCCCGGAAACCUGUUCUCGCUCUGGGUGCUGUGCUGCCACAUCGGGCCCACGUCCCCGUCCGUCAUCUUCAUGAUCAACCUGAGCGUCACGGACCUGAUGCUGGCCAGCGUGCUGCCCUUUCAGAUCUACUAUCACUGCAACGGCAACCACUGGGUGUUCGGCGAGCUGCUGUGCAACGCCGUCACCGUGGCCUUCUAUGCCAACAUGUACUCGUCCAUCCUGACCAUGACGUGCAUCAGCGUGGAGCGCUUCCUGGGCGUGGUGUACCCGCUGGCGUCCGCGCGCUGGCGCCGGCGCCGCUACGCCGUGGCCGCGUGCGCCGGGCUGUGGCUGCUGCUGCUGGCCGCCCUGUCCCCGCUGGCGCGCACCGACCUCACCUACACCGUCGAGGCGCUGGGCAUCGUCACCUGCUUCGACGUGCUCAAGUCCACCAUGCUGCCCAGCGUGGCCAUGUGGGCCAUGUUCCUGUUCACGCUGUUCAUCGUGCUGUUCCUCAUCCCCUUCCUGGUCACCGUGGCCUGCUACACGGCCACCAUCCUCACGCUGCUGCGCACCCGCGAGCCGCACAGCCGGGGGCAGCGGCGCCGCGCCGUGGCGCUGGCCGCCGUGGUGCUGCUGGCCUUCGUCACCUGCUUCGCGCCCAACAACUUCGUGCUGCUGGUGCACGUGGUCAACCGCCUGUUCCUGGGCAGGACCUACUACCACGUGUACAAGCUGACCCUGUGCCUCAGCUGCCUCAACAACUGCCUGGACCCCUUCGUGUACUACUUCGCGUCCCGCGAGUUCCAGCUGCGCCUGCGGCUCUACUUGGGCUACGGGCGCCUCCCCGCCGGCUGCCGCCACGCGCGCUCGGACAGCGUGUUCUCCGCCCGGACGCUGUCGGCGCGCUCCAUGUCCAGCGGCCACGAGGGGCUGGAGGAGGCAGGGAGGCCCUCGCUCAGGAGGCAGGAGAGCGUGUUCUGAGCCGGACACCCCGCCCCCCCCCUCCCGGGGACGGCUGGUGGGACGGCUCGCACGGGCCUUCACGCAUGGGAACCGCUGCGCGUCCAUGGCCGUGGCGCGUGGAGAGGGUCCCCAGGAGCGCACGUCCUAAAACGGGACACCCGGACAGAACGGCUGGGGGACGGCGCGCACCGGCCUUCCCCCGUGCGAACCGCUGCGCCUCCGCCGCCGUGGCGCAUGGAGAGGGUCCCCAGGAGCGCACUUCCUAAAACGGGCCACUGGGACAGAACGGCUGGGGGACGGUGCGCACCGGCCUUCCCCCUGCGAACCGCUGUGCGUCCACCGCGUGGCGCAUGGAGAGGGUCCCCAGGAGCGCACGUCCUAAAACGGGCCACUGGGACAGAACGGCUGGGGGACGGAGCGCACAGGCCUUCCCGGUGAGAACCGCUGCGCGUCCGCGGCCAUGGCGCAUGGAGAGGGUCCCCAGGAGCGCACUUCCUAAAACGGGGCACCGGCAUGGAACACCCCACGGCUUAAUGACACAGGACUCAGCGUGCAGGACGCACUGGGCUCCGCUCCUCAGGACGGGGACCCAAGCUGACCACGAGCUCAGCCAGCCCACCUGAGUCCCUCUGGAGCCCCAACAUCCACCUGCCGUGUUGUCUGUGCCUUGUGCUGGGGUCGCCCAUGGCACCUGCUAUUCCCCAGCCUGGCACAGCCUGGUGCUUUUUGUCCAGCCCACCCUGGGUCACCGUGCGUUCUGGGAUUCACCCAGACCACCAGGCACAGGCCCCUUUGGGUUCGGUGCCCCGGGAGCCCACAGGAACCCCCCCCCCCAUUUGAUCUGCUGCCCCCAGGAGCCACCACGACAGCUUACAAGUGAUUUGGUCACUCUGUUUCCUCAAGGCUCACAUCCUACAAGUCGCAAUGUCCAGGCGGGAAGGACAUCCAUCCAGGAGGUGUGGCUCAGCCCCCCCCCCCCCCACACACACACAAGGCUUGAGGGUCUCCAGCUCCAUGAGAAGCUGCGGAGGCCGAGUUUUGGGAAGGACGACAUGGGUCCGCAGCUACCGUGGGGCUCCCUGAUGGGCUCCAGGGUGCGGCCUCCCCCCAGGUGCCCUCCUGCCAGUCCUCUGCCUCCUGGUGCCAGCCUAGAGCCCCUGAGCCACGUGCAAGCCCUCCCAGGCUGUGAGGUGGCCUCGUGCACCUGACCUGAGCCCUGGCGCCCCGUGGUGCCCGGGCCCCGGACAAGACCACCGAGCACACAAGCCUGCAGCAGGAUCACACCCAAGCCCCCUCUGUGCCCGUCCCUUCCUGCGCCCAGGACACAGCAGUACCAGCCCCCAAAUAUGUGCCGCUCCAGGAAGACGAGGACCCCUGUCCCUGGGGAGUCCAGGAUGCCAAAAGAGUGGGUUUCCUGGAGCCGGGGAUCCGUCUGGAACAGCACUGCCUGCUAUUUUGUUCAUCACACUGGGAUGCACGGCGUUGGGCUCAGGGACCCUCAAGCUGGGAUGGCUGGGGGGCAGGCAGCGUCCCCACUGUAGGUUUGGCACAGAUGGAGACUGGCAGCUGCCAUCCGAGGGCCUCUGGGAGCACCUGCUCCUGCCGUCACUGCUUUGGGAUAAAAGCAGACACAGCUGUCCUGGAGGGAAUAAUGUCCCCCCAAACCCACAUCCACGCAAGCGCACAAUGUGACCUCUCAGAUCGGGAUGGCCAUCAAUCCAAUGGCACGUGUCUUUGUAAUAGACAAAAGAGAGACAGAGACACAGAGGAGAAGCCCCGUGAAGACAGAGGCAGAGACGGGAGGGACGCAGACACAAGCCCGGGGAUGCCUGGAGCCCUGGAGGCUGGAAGAGGCAGGAAGGACCCUCCCCUGGAGCCUCUGGAACGAACACGGCCCCUCCUGGAUCUCAGUGGUUCUGACCCUCCUAGAUCUCAGCAACCCUGCCCUGCCUGGAUCUCAGUGGCCCUGUCCCGCCUGGAUAUCAGCGGCCCUGACCCUCCUGGAUCUCAGUGGCCCUGCCAUGCCUGGAUCUCCAUGAUCCUGUCCCUCCUGGAUCCCAGUGGUCCUGCCCCUCCUGGAUCUCAGCAGCCCUGUCCUGCCUGCAUCUCAGUGAUCUUGCCCUGCCUGGAUGUCAGUGGUCGUGCCCUUCCUGGAUCCAAUAGUCCUGCCCAUCUUGGGUCUCAGUGGCCCUGCCCUGCCUGGAUCUCAGAGGUCCUGCUCUACCUGGAUCUCAUUGGCCCUGCCCUGCGUGGAUCUCAGUGAUCUUGCCCUGCCUGGAUCUCAGAGGUCCUGCCCCUCCUGGAUCUCAGCGGUCCUGCCCUGCCUGGAUCUCAGCGGCCCUGCCCUGCCUGGAUCUCAGCGGCCCUGACCCUCCUGGAUCUCAGCGGCCC
Messenger RNA from Prionailurus viverrinus (fishing cat), 6136 nucleotides. RefSeq names its product P2Y receptor family member 8 (gene P2RY8). NCBI's taxonomy places the organism in Eukaryota, Metazoa, Chordata, Mammalia, Carnivora, Felidae. Gene Ontology annotation, molecular function: thrombin-activated receptor activity. The transcript is spliced from 2 exons. Gene Ontology annotation, cellular component: membrane. Bases 2690 to 3763 code for a protein of 357 amino acids. The record is from RefSeq and is a predicted model, not a curated record. Gene Ontology annotation, biological process: thrombin-activated receptor signaling pathway; positive regulation of Rho protein signal transduction; phospholipase C-activating G protein-coupled receptor signaling pathway.